UAAACUCAUGUGUAGAUCUAUCUAUUCGACCGAUUUUCGAUGUCCAUGCUUCUUGAUGGAAGGGGUCUGACGCCGCGAGUGUUAUGUAACUGGUAACACAGGGGAUGCGCUGGAGCAACAGCACACGACCAACGAACAGCUACACCACACACUUACCACCUCUUGUAUUUCUCUAACAUGGAUUAUGUUUUGUUGGAGAGGACUCCCGUAGAUAGAACAGGAUGGAAAAACUGUUUUUCCAGCCCUAGCCUGUUCUAGACUAGUGCUAAAGGGUGCCCCCUAAUCUUUACUUUUGUAUCAAGGCUUGUUGUCUUAAUUGUUGUAAUUGCUUGAUUUUUCUACUUGUCUUAUUAUAAACCAUCGCUGUGUGUAGGAAAACCUCAACUCUAACCUAAAAUCAAAAUUAAUGUUUCUAUCAGAGUUUCAUAGAGUGUAAAAUUCGGAGUACAAACUCUUAAAACAACCAGGGACGUCAUCAAGUCCAUUGCCUCACAAUGUACGCGGAGAGGCAUGGAAGGCGUCGCAAAGCAUGCGAUAGAUGCCACCAAUCAAAAACGAGAUGCUCUGGUGAAACGCCAUGUACUCUAUGCUGGAAAGCAAGAAGGGAAUGCACGUACAGUGAGCCCUCUCUAAUGGGACGACCCAGAGGGAGCCAGAAUCAACGAACUUUGGAAAGGUCUCGACGGCUCGAAUCUGGCAGCGGCAAUGACGUCCUGUUAGACCUACCUUCACAACUGCAAUUUUCGGAAUCGAUACCAUUUGAAAGGGAUCAUGAGCCACGAGAUGAUUCGCACCAAGACGCCGAAGAUGCAACAUUACCACCACGCUACGAUGAUCCUACAACAAAUAACUCCGCAGCUGAGAAGCAUAUUCUCACGUCUCCUAUUCAAGCGACAUAUCAUCCCCUCGGUAAUACGUCUAAAAAUUCAUCUCCGGAUCUCGAAAUCGUGUCUCACAGUACCACCAACAACACAUGCGACUGCCUAGACAGACAAGCCAAACUACUCUUUCACAUGGACGAAGUCGAACAAUCACAAAAGAGAUCGCCCCCCGAUAUCUCCUUGAUAGCGACCCGCCAUGCAAUGGAACAAUGGGACAACUUAUACCACUGUACUGCAUGUCUUCACAACGGCACGGAAGGCGUAUUCCUCAUGUUCCUCAUGAGCAUGCGAUUUCUACUCCGUGCUUUGCGGCACGCUUUUUCCCAUUCCGACGGAAUCCAAACAGGAGAAUCCUCCUUACCUGAAGACCCUGACACGGUAUGCGAAAGUCGCCAUCUAUCGAUUGGAGGAUAUAGAGCUUCGGGCGAGGAAUAUAAGCUCGCCUCGAGAACGCUGAUCAUCAUGGCUGUUCAAAGAAUCGAGGAUGCGCUGUGGCACGCGAAGGCGCGGUUGAAGCAUCGUCAAGCGCGGCUGGAGAUGAUGGGCGAUAAAGGGAGACUGGAAGGUGUUGAGGCUUUUUAUAAGAUGGUACAGGAGAGGCAGGAGGUCUGGGGUUUGAUGGGGGGGCUUGAUGAUCGUAUGGAAUUGCUUUUGCGGGGGCUGGAUUGCGUGAUUGAAGCGCCUCAAAUAUUCAACUCUGCGUAUAACCGCAACUACCGAAACACUACAAUAUUGAUAGAAAUAAGAGUCUUUUGGCAUUUCCUCUUAGUAAAACCAUCUAUCCACAAUACCUACAGUAUGGGGUUGAGAGAAGACUCAGAAGAGUACCCCAAGGCUCGCAGGGAGUUACGAUACGUGGAGGUCUGUCACUUCCCUUACGGGGCACAUAAAUCUACCGCAACCCCGCUAUUCGUGUUACCAUGUGUUAGGUCUUGUAACAACAUAUCAUGUUUAUCUAGAGAUAGCCCUCCUUUCUAUUCAUUAUCGUCUCCUUGUAUUCUUCACUCUCUCAACUUGAAACAGCCAGCCGAAGACAGAAUGACGAGUACGGACUCUGAAUCUUACAGGCCUUGUUUUCCUUUGCCUGAAGCUAUGCGACACUGUCGACCACCGUUGUCGCUGGAACCACCACCGAACUUCUGUUCUUUGGAAUCAAAUGACGGCAAGGUUUAUGAGAGCGACUCGAUUAAGCCAGGAAUGGAUUUCCUCUCAGAGAGCGCUGAUUGCAUCUUCCCGGAUACGCCUUCACUCGAGGUAUCCGAGUCCAUCCUUAUUGACCCAAGAUCUCCAAAUUCCACUGAAAGACCAAAAACCUGUGUCUGCCACCAUGUUCAGAGGUAUCGAAAUCUUGAGAAAGGGGGGCUCUCUCAUCGAGCUGCAUCUAAUACUCUAUUCUCUCUGGCAACUGGAAAAUCAAUUACGGCACCAAGCUCGUACGUCAGCGGCUUGCCUGAUAUCUGUUUUCUUGCAAAGCAAUACAUGGCCAGCUUGCCAACACCAACUGCUCACCGUUGCGCAAAAGACCCCGACAUCAUGCGCGACAUUGCCAAUUCUUGUUUCUCAACAAACAGAGAGCUAUCAGUCGCGUUGUCAUCUAUCCAACACCGCAUAGUUGGAAUCACCUACGCAUCGGGGCCUGGGGAUCCGAGCUAUGCAUCAUUUUGCAACCUCAUUCCACUGUCCGGUCCAGAACUCGCCUCGACCAACCGCCAGAAACUAAACUCAUCAGUAGCGACACGUGUCCGAGAAGAAGCAGAAUUCUCUACUCGUGCCACGAGCUCCUUUUCUUCCCAGAAUGUGGGCCUGGCUGCGCUGACCUGCGCCGAUGCUGUUGGUGACUUGGAUGUAGACGAAACAGACCGAAGCCAGCACAUUGCUGCACCGGAAAAGCUACUCUCCACUGGUCUGAUAUGGCGUGGAAUCAAUGCCGGGGUGUUCCCCAAUGCGAGGUUUUGGCCUACGUGUUCUGGAUUCGACUUCAGCGAUGCCGUUGGUUUCGGUAUGCUUGGAUCCGUAAUCAAUGACAUCCUGGGUCUGGCCCAUGACAUUUCCAUGCGAGAUUGGAUGAAUACGCUUGUUAUAUGUGCGGCUCUUGGGAAGCCGACUUCGCCGUCCGCUGAAAUGCUGUCCGCGUACGCAGCAUUCAAUCGUGUCGAUGAGUUGCCGGAACCCACGAGGUUGUUCUACGUGCGACACUGGCUUGCAUUUAUGGUUCUUCAUAUCCUAGCUUCUCGAUAUUGUGCGGCAUAUUUCUUGGGGAAUGUCCGCCGUACUGCGAGGAAUUAUGUGCACAGGGAAGAUGCUUUUACGGAACUGGAUACGCGUAAUGUCGCCAUCAAAGACUGCCAUGAGCACUUGCUCGAUAUUGCGUCUCUUGAGCAUAUACAAGAAUGUCGGAAAAAGAUAGUCGACGCGAAAACAUGGCCGUCACUCCUUUCGGAAUGUUUUGACACUUGUGGGCGCGGUGAAAUCUCCCUAUCAGCGGCAACUGUCAUCACUUUUGACCUCGAGAAUGGUUUGCUGUAUGGCUUGGCUUUGAAUGCAGAUGGUGUGCUGCCCGGUUCUUACAGUGGUACGUCUAUAAUGGAACGUGUUGCUCUUGGGCAUAGAGAGGGAAAAUGUUGUGAGUUGCUUUGA
Messenger RNA from Periconia digitata, 3518 nucleotides. The record is from the annotation of a GenBank genome assembly. Lineage: Eukaryota; Fungi; Ascomycota; Dothideomycetes; Pleosporales; Periconiaceae.